AUGUCCAUGAAGUUCUCUCGCGACUGCGACGCGUGCGACGGCGACGGCCCGUGCGAGUACUGUGCCGUGGAGUUCACUCUCAACGUCAAGUGUACGGGAGAUGAAACGCUGGACGUUACAACUCAUGAUUUGAUUCCAUCAUCGAGUGAUGACAGUGACGACGCUGUCCUUCCUGUUGAUUGCACGAGACGAAUUGAAGGGGAGGACGGCGAGGAGAAGGGAAUUGUGAUUCUAAAGCUGAGGAAAGGCCAGGAGAUCCGCCUGCGUGCGAUCGCGCGCAAGGGCCUGGGGAAGGAUCACGCCAAGUGGUCGCCGGCGUCGCCAGUGACGUUCAUGUACGAGCCAGAGAUCACCAUCAACCACACGCUCAUGGAUGGCAUGACCCUGGACGAGAGGCGCGAGUGGGUGGACUCCUGCCCCACGCAAGUGUUCGGUAUCGAUGAACAUGGACAGGUUUAUGUCGAGAAUGCGGAGCUGUAUGCGUAUGAUGAUGAGGUAAUUGUCAAAGCAGAGGAGUUGGGCCGACCCGGUCUUGUGGAGAUUCGGCCACGUCAGGACAGCUUCAUUUUCACGGUUGAGUCGAGCGGAGCUUUAUCUGUAGAGAGAAUGAUUUUGGAUGCCAUAGAGGUUCUUCGGCAAAAGAUUGAGGGAGUGAGGCUGUCAGGGGACGGGGAUGAGGGUGAUGAUGAUCAUUUGGCCACGUUUAUGCGCCGUGGUUAG
Molecule: messenger RNA, 720 nt
Organism: Closterium sp. Naga37s-1
Lineage: Eukaryota; Viridiplantae; Streptophyta; Zygnematophyceae; Desmidiales; Closteriaceae
Source: the annotation of a GenBank genome assembly